This is a messenger RNA of Chrysemys picta bellii (western painted turtle), 6680 nucleotides long. It is a transcript of the gene PHF24, whose product is annotated as PHD finger protein 24. Gene Ontology annotation, cellular component: cytoplasm; nucleus. Gene Ontology annotation, molecular function: transcription corepressor activity. Lineage: Eukaryota; Metazoa; Chordata; Testudines; Emydidae. The record is from RefSeq and is a predicted model, not a curated record.
UCCUUGAGGUUGUCACUAAUGAGAGCAGCUGAGCCUGGGAGACAGAGACGUGGGGAAGGAUUUUAUUGGUAUGUCCCAGCCAACGUCAGAAUGGUUAAAAACCCGCUUCAUCUCCCAGCGAGGAGUCUAGCCCAGCUCACGCAGUAGCUGGUACAGGGCCAGCAAGCCAGGCGGCAUCUGCUCAGCCCCGCUUCCUGCUCGCAGCCGUCUGCGCGCGCCACCAGCUGCCAGCAUCUUCCUCCUCCCGCAUCCUCCGGCAGCAUCUGCUCCGGGUACCAGCCUCCCAGCUCCACUCGCAGGCAUCGCCUCUCUGGGUGCCCACGUCCCAGCACCCCCUCUCUGGGGCCGAGGGAGUCCCGCUAGGGAUGCAGUGAAAGCGGGCAAGGAGGAGACGAUUGGGAGAAGCAGACGGAAUGGGCACAGUGCGGGCAGCUCCUUAGGGUUCACGCCGCGGCGCGUCUGGAUCCCCACUCCGGAGAGCCAUGGGGGUGCUGAUGUCCCGGCGCCAGACGGUGGAGCAGGUGCAGAAGGUCAGCCUGGCUGUCUCCGCCUUCAAGGACGGGCUGCGGGAGCGGCCUUCCACCAAGCGCAAGGCGGAUGCGUGGGGCGGGCGGCGGGGGACACUGGAGCACGUGGUGCAGGAGGUGCAGGAGGAGGAGGAGGAGAGACCGGAGGCUGCCGGCCCCUCGCAGACGCAGCGGGAGGAGAGCCGUGCCAACCGGGCGGCCUGGGAAAGACUGCGGGACGGACGGGGCGUGGAGCCGGAGGAGUUCAACCGUGCCAACCGCUUCACUCCACCGGCCUUCGUCCGGCCCACGCGCGAGCUGCACGACGACGAGCCGCUGGAGAUCAGCCUGGAGCAACGGGAGCAGGUGAGCAGUGACGAGAUGUGUGAGAUCUGCGAGGUGUGGACGGCAGAGAGCCUGUUCCCCUGCAGGGUGUGCACCCGGGUCUACCACGACGGCUGUCUGCGCCGCAUGGGCUUCCUGCACAACAGCAGCGCCGUGGAGGUGACGGAGACAGCGCACACCGAGACAGGCUGGAGCUGCUACUACUGCGAUAACCUCAACCUCCUGCUGACGGAGGAGGAGAUGUACAGCCUGAUGGAGACCUUCCAGCAAUGCAAGAUCAUCCCCGAGACCUGCCUGACACAGGACAAUUUCCUGCACUACAAGCACCUGGUCCACAAGCGCCACUUCGAGAGGCCGCUGAGCGAGGAUCAGGAGGAGCGCGCUGCCCUGCAGUUCUCCGCACUGGACCCCGAUAAGAAGGGCCACGUCGAGUGGCCGGAUUUCCUCUCCCAUGAGUCCAUCGUGCUGCUGCAGAAACUCCGGCCACAGAAUUCCCUGCUGCGGCUACUGACAGCCAAGGAACGGGAGCGGGCGCGAGCCGCCUUCCUGCCCCUCCACCAGGACAGCCAGGGGCUGAUCAGCCAGAGCGAGUGCCGGAAAGCCCAGCACACGUGGUUUCGGAAGCACCAGAAGGAGGCCCCGUCCUGCAACGUCAGCAUCAGCCACGUGGGGCCCAUGUCAGAGAGCAGCCCAGCCAGCAGCGGCAGCAACAGGAGCCCGCAGAAGACCCUGCUGGGCACCGAGCAGGAGGAAUCCAGCAGGCCUGUCGACUGGCCGACCUUCCUGAAGGAGAACGUCAUCUACAUCCUCGCCGCCCGCCCCAACAGCGCCGCCAUCCACCUGAAGCCGCUGGCGUAGCCGCCGCCCAGGACAGGGGCCGGGCGAGGGCUCCCAACCUGGACGAUGCAUGAGCGGGCGGGAGGCCGGGCGCACGGAGCCCAGUCCUAGCCAUUGUGUUCUGUAGUCGCUGAGCUUGCAGCUGGAGGAGCUGACAGACUGCUUCACCCGCUAGAGGGGCUGCCCCGUCUCCAUGGGCCGCAAGUAGCCGCACCCAGCUCCCCCGCCCUCACCCACGUCCCAGCAGACUUCUGAUUGGCGGAGCGAGGCCCCAAACCCCGCACCACGCCCGGCCACACCCCCAGCUCAGUAGAGUUCUGGUUUCUGAUUGGCUGAGAGGGAGCUGCCCCCCCCAACCCGCACACAAUUCGGCAGACUUCUGAUUAGCGGAGAGAGGACUGAACGCAAACAGUCCAGCAGCGCUCUGGCUUCUGAUUGGCUGAGAAAGCCCAUGCGAGCCCCACGUAGCGGCUGGACGGUUUCCAGCGUCGAGGUCGCCCUGUACCGUGGCUGCGGGUCGGCGGACCGGGCGUGACCCUGGUGGCUGUGGACUAACAAGCCCCGUGCUGGCCUGGCAAUGGCACUGGCGUGCCUGCUGGAGAGCAGAGGGAGGCGUGUUGGGUGGGCUGGGGCCAGCACUGCGGGGCUGCCCUGCAGCUGGCAAGCUGGGCCAGGCACCGUGCCAGCCUCUCCCCUGCUCUCUGGGACCACCCCCGCCCCCAGACUGGUCCCCUCUCUGCUCUGCACGGUGGCUCUCGACGCCCAUAUUCCAGCCUCUCUGGGUGAACAGAUCUCUGGCUGGGAGAGCUGGGCACGGAGCAAGAGCCGAAUGCCGUGAGACCCCAGCGAGGACGUGGCAUACCAGGCCUGGGUCACCUCUCACCACCACCAAAAGGACAGCAGUGUGACCGCCACCACGGAGCAGGCCCUGGUCUCUGUGCGAGCGACAGUCCUGCCUUGGCCGGGAGGGCUGGGGGGGGACAUGGUGGAUUCGGGGCCACCAAGCAGAACAGCUCAGUGUCCCCAGAAGCUGGCAUGUGGGGAGCUGCUUUUCUCAGGCUGGCGAACCCCCGGCCCACCGCUGCGGCUGCAGAAACGAGCCACAGAGAACUCCCUUUGAGCAGCUCCACCUCCCGGCCUCCUCCCGGCUCAGGCGCCAGACGCUGCUCUGCCAGCCAGGGGGCCCGUCAGGACAAUCCUGAGAGUUGGGUGGUGUGUCGGCUGCUUGUCACGGGGCCGGAUUCCCCUCGCGCUCCCACCAGUGUCAGCUCCAGGGAAGUGAGCCUGGUUCACUGCGGUGAGGUUGUGGGGGGGAGAUCAGGCCCCCUGUGUUUCUGGAGCGAGGGCGUGGUAGGAGCCGUAGAAGCAUUGCCGCUAACGUAACCUGGGCCUCGCGCCAGGAUGUCUUUCUAGAAGACACUUGCUAGCUCACCCCCCAGUGCCGGGCUGGAUGCAGGCGUCACGGGGCGGGGUUAGGAAGGAGGGUCACCGUGGUCUCUUCUGGCCUUGCCAUGUGUGAAGAAGGGAUGCGAGUUUCUUGUGAUUUCUUAGUCCUCUCAAAGUUGUCAGACGCCAGCCACCUGCCUUUACUACACAGCAUCGCAUGUCUGCAAAUUCUGCGACCUCCGUCAGACUUUAUGGAAUCCGUAACCACCUGUGACUUCACAGCCAUAAGCCAGGAUAGAAGUCAUGCCCUCCGGCUCCAAAAGCACCGGCCACUGCCCUGAGCCAAAGAAGAAUCUUCUUUCAUUGUUAGCAGUACAGGAGCUAUGACACACAGGGAGCAGUUCCAGUUCCACCCACCUGGGGGCAAUGGUGACACAUGUGCACUAGCUCUGCACACCUUUCACAGGCACAGUGCUAGCAGCCCCCCCACUGGCACUCGGUACCUGCUAGCUAUUCACAAUAGUGCUUCCUGUUCCCUACAAAGAGAAGCCAGUAUUGCACCAUGAUGCAAGAUCAGCAACUCAUCGGAGACACUAUCAGGAGGGGCCAGAUUUCCACCCCACCCAGCUUCACCACCACAGAACCAGCUACCUUCCCCUUGAACGCGAAGGUGCAGCCGGCAGAGAAUGCAGUGCCUUGUCCCAGAGACAAAGCAGUGCACACUGGGGUCUGUAGUCUCCGCACCUACGUAUUCAUUAGGAAGAUGGCCAUGGAUUCCUCUGGCUACUUGCCCCACAGUCCCCUGCCCCCGGAGCCUGUAACAGGGCCUGGAUCAUCGGGGAGCUAGGAACCAGCCUGCGUUCAUGACGUCUAGAGCCGGUACAGAAGCAGAGAUGCCUGAGAGCGGAGAUCCGUGGUGAGCAACAAGAGGUCACUGAAUCCCCUUAGCCUCCAGCUCCAGCAAGGACAGGGGCUCAGAAUCAGCGGGCUUGGGCCUCUCCGGUAGCAGUGCUGGGCAGAACUGAGGUUUGCUCUCGUCCUGUUUCUUACGGGAGGGAAUGCAGAAGGCGUGAGGCUCCGUGAGCUGCACCAACAACAUCAGAGCGCGCUCCCCCGCUUUGGCGGGCUCUGCCUCUCGUUAAUAAGUACUUGGCCGUCCCCAGAGCCAGCCCGCAUAUGAGCUGAGCGGCUGCAGCAAAUGCUGGCUCAGCUAAUGGGAGAGGGAAAUCGGUCACAGUUCAACCUAGCGGAGAUAAAACGGUUACAUCAGGCAUGGCCUGCUUCAAAGCCGUGCCCAGCUACCGCCAGAAACCAAGUCCUUCCCGACAGCUCUGCCUGGAGCACCGCCGGACUCAGGAGGGAAUUGCCACCCAUGGGGCAUUGGCACGUCUCGGGGGGUUACAUCGGAAGCUCCCGAUAGCCGCCCUUGCCAGAGGCAGGAUCCAACUCUCUGGUCCAGUGUGGCAAAUGCUUUCGCUUUCGCUUUGCUAGAUCUGCCAAUGGGCCUGGCUUGGGCAGGCUGAGAGGAGAGGACACGGUGCCAGAGACUGCGCUGGAGGAAUCCGUCCCGUUGUGAUGGGAGGGUCUAGAUGCAACCCACCCCGGCGUCAGCGAGUCCAUGGUCACUGGAUGGCCAGUGGGGUCGCUCUGUCUCCUGGAUGACUGCUCACUCCAGAUCCUGCAGCUCUCCAGUCCUGGGGGUUCACUGGCCAAUUCGCCUUGUAUCAAGUAUAUUCGGAGCACAGCAGCUCUUGGUUUCUCAGGGACCUGCCCAGAACAUUGUCCUGUUUUUAGAAGGAAGCCUGCCCUGCUGCCUGCAAUGCCCCCUCCUGCUCCAUCCCAGUUGUCGUCUGGACUAUAACCUUCCUCGUCACCGUCUCAGCAGCCCUGCCUCAUGUCCACCGGGACGGUGAAGGUAGCCUGGGGCCACACAUGAUGUGCGUGGGGUGGGCCCGGCGUGGGGAGAGGAUGAAGGAUUGCUGCUGCUGAACAUAAAAAGAUUCAAGUGCACAGGAGUGACCCAAACGGGAGCCCAACCAUGCUGUCUAUCUAAGGGGUUCCUCUGGCACCUCUCGCCCUGGGAUGUGGACACAGCGUGGAGCAACACACCCAAACUUUGCCACCGCAUGACUCCGUUCACACCUUGCAAACAGCUGCCAAGCUGCACCGACCGUGCCUAACCCGGAGCAGAUUGUACCCACCCUCGCGUUCCAGGAGGAGAUGACAGGCCACAGCCCGCGAUGCCCCCCAGAUCAAGAUGGAGCACAACAUCCUGGGACCCACGGUCAGAAAGGAGUGGAGCCGUGGGCAGCAUGGCAACGCACCCUCAGUCACAUUCGGCCCGUGGGCGUCCCAGGGCAUGGACCGUGAUGCCGAGCCAAGGCCGCUCGCCCACAGGUCCUGCUUGUGAAAGCCUCCCCUCCCUGGGGCAGCUCGUUGAACGAUGGCAGAGAGGGAAGGAACAUGGAGCUGCCCCAACAGACACCACCAGGGACAUGGUGAGAAGCCGCAGUGACACCACCCACCAGGGCCACCGCACGAGCUGCACGUCCGAGCCAGCCCACGUCAGCUCCCCAGCGGUACCUUUCCUCCCCGGGGGAGUUUGGAGCAGCGCGCGCAGCGGGUCCGGAGCGCUCAGGCAGCACUAGCAGCCAGUGUGCCAGGGACGAGCGUGCUCCCGAGCUGGCGCAUCGCCGAGGGCACUUCAGUGUUGAAAUGAGGGCGGCAGGAGGGCGCACGUACAAGACAGGGAUAAUACAUGGGGGGGCUCCCUCCCAGAGGCCCACUGCUGAGUUAAUGGGACGGAGGAGACAUGGGCAAAGGAAAGCUCAGGGACCCGGGGGCAGGUAGCUUCCUGGAUCUUUCUGCUUCAGCCCAGGAGGUAACCGAAUGGGGAGCUAGACACAGUCUCCAUUGAAAUGAGGGCAGUCCUGCCUCUGUACCCUCUGGCUGCUCUGAAGCCCUCAGCCUGCUUGUCUCUGGCUGGUGACCCAGGGUGAUGCUCAAACUCUGGGCCCCAAAGGCUGCUCUUCGUUUGCAGAAAAUGGGGCUGCAUGCAGCCUCCUCCAUGAGCUUUAACAGAGGCAUAAACUGCAGAGACUACACGUCCCAACAUGCAUUGCAGCCUGUGCACUGCUGGGAUGUGUAGUCUCCGUGGGCCACGCUGUCUUGUGAAUGGAGCUGUGGUGGUGAGCCCCGCGGGCUGGUUGGGGCACUUGGCUCGCUGGCUGUGUAACAAGCGCAUGGGUUUCACCCAGCCAGGCAGGGCAGCGUGGAGGCCAGGGUCAUGGAGCCAAUGGGUUACCCAAAUUCCCACACGCCAUGAGGAGGUUGGGGGGCAAUGUACAGAUAAAGGGGCCCGUUCCCCUGCGCGGAGCCCCACCCUUCUGCCUGGGCUGCAUUUUACCCCCGCUUUGCGCAGGUGCCAAGGACUGCACCAGGAGUGGGGGCAUCAGCCCUCCAGGUUUGACCCUGCCCGCGGCGCUGCUGAGACAGCACCAUCGCCUGCUGUCGGCGGGACCGGGGGAAUGGCUGGGGCCGGCCCGCGGGGCGUGAGAAGGGCUGUGCAGCGAGAUGUGUCCAUUAAACAGCUGUGUCCAACCUCAA